AACAAAUGUAAACAUGGCCAGCUGAUGAAGAAAGUGUUUUAUUUGAAGUUCUCGGUUUGGAAAAGUGCAGAUCUUUUUCUCUCAGAUCGUGUGUAUCGUGUGUUCUGCUCCUCUCUUUAAUGUUGUUCUCAUAUUCUGUCUAUCAAACUAUCACCGACGGAGGGAUUCUCACCUAAUCGACCCGUCUGGAUCUCGAACAUCUCAGUGCUUCAUUCCUCUCCUCUGGCACCUCAUUUGUCUCAAACUCUGCCGGUUACAAACUUCAAUCUUCAAAAUGAACGGUGGAAGAAGACGGAGCAUGCUGGGGACUCGAAAUCUGGGGCUGCAGCCUGUGAAAUUGAGCAUUCCUGGGUCUCAUCUUGGAAAAAGGCCUGAUUCUUCAGGUCGCAAAAAUCGUCCAUUUGGGACGCAGAAAUCACCCCAAAAAUCAGAACAAGGCGUAGUCAAGAGGCUGUUUGACGAACCUGCGAAAGUUGAAAAAAGGAGUCCGAUUUACACUCGUUUGUCCUCAGCAGCUGUUGUGAAGGAUGCGUCUCCUGCGAAAAUCAACCUAUCUAAGACUGAAUUCCGCCAAAAAACUGAAGCCCAGCUUUCACGGCCUACUCCAAGAGGAUCUCCUAGAUGCCCCCUAGGCCGUAGCCCAGCUACUAAAGGAGAGAGUUCAACCACUUGCCAUCAAGAUUCAAACAAAAUGGAAAUUUCAAGAGCAGCUACUUCUAAGUUCAACCUACUUAAUUCCUCUCACUACUCUCACCUCAACGCUGGAAAAACCUUGAAAUCCCCCAAGUCACCAAUCCUCUGGUCCAACGCCACAAAAUUUAGACGACACAUCAACACAGAGCCGAUAAAGUCUCCUGAAGAACCUCAGUUUUCAUCUAGGACAAUGAGCAUGUUAACGAGCACCGCUCAGAAAAACACAAAGAAACCUGCUUCAAAAGAAAACGAAAAUGAGUCUAGCUUUUUGAAACUUGAAUCACCCCACUUGUCAGCGAUUAAAAUAAUGAAACCGGUUGAGAAACCAGCCGCUUGUGGCAAAAGUGUAAAAAAUUUGUACCCAUUCACCUGUGCUGACUCCUCUCUUAAUGAUAUAGUAAAGAAUGAAACAAUUACGGAAGAAACUGUCCUGGCAAAUAAAUCCAACGAUGAUAGCUUUCUGAACAACGAAACGCUAUGCUUAAUGGACACAGAUCAAACUGUGAAAGAAACUCACGAUUCAAAAGAGGUGACCUUGAAAAAUGCCUCAAUUAAUAAAACUGUGAUUGCCACUCCGAGAAAACUGAGCAUUAUCUCUGAGGAGACAGUUGUCAAGUCUGAGCCGACUGUCUUGAAGCCAGACAUUCCAGAUGAAUCUCUCACAGAUCUAAUGAACUGCGUCAACAAUCUGAUGGUAAAUAAAGAAAACUUCUUGUCCCAGCAAAACAGCCUCGUUCAGCAAAUUAAACAGUCACAAGAGAAGUUUUUUGUCCAACAGGAUGAGAUCUUGUUGAAGAUUAACAAUAUCAUGACGAAGCUGAGCCACAAAGCUGACCGAAAAACUACCAUUUCGAUGAACCCGCCGCGGAAUGAAAUUGUCACGAGUAGCAUUGCAGGCAAUGGAAAUGACGAAGAUGAUGAACUACUGUCUGAGGAUAUGAACGAUGGGAAUAACUCACUAAUCUGUGCCACUAAGAAGCUUAAAAUAUUUGACGAAGACUCUGAAACUCCGCGCAGGUCAGCCCGGAUUCUAGAGAAAAUUGAUUCCAGUAGAAAUGUCAGUGAUGCAGCUAAAACACCCGAUAGCUUGAAAAGCAAUUGCACAAAUUAUUUAAGUACGCUGGAUACAACUGAAAUGUCAGAGUUUAAAGAAAACAGCCUAAAGACUCCCAUUAAUCAGCGUAGUUCCUCCAAAGCCAAUGAAAGUAGGAGCAGACCCUAUUCCGCCAAAAGAUUGUCACGAUCUGCCGCAAAAUCUAGUCUCAAGACCCCAUCAUGCCCGCGUAAAACGAUAGCAGACAAAAGCUUUUCUAAGUAUGAAACUCCAAGCAAAAGAAGUAAAAAGUCACCUGCCAUAGGUCGAGUGUCAAUGAGACUGUCGCGGACUCCAACCACCAUCAAACGAAACCAAAGCUCACCAGAGCAAGACAACACAGCUAUUCUCAUGAAGAAUCUACGUCGCUCUUGCGCUUUUCUGAAAACGCCCAAAAACACUAACAGAAUGUCUAUCCAGGCGUCCAACAUUUUGACACCGCACUCCAUGUCGUUUGUUGUUCAUGACCAAAUGAAAAAUAUUUUCAGCUCUUAGGUUUGAGCUGUGGUUUUGCUCAUUGAACGCAUGAUAAAUAAUUUUGCUUUGACCUGUAAUCUGUGAUAGUUGCUAAUUUGAACUAGGUACUUUUACUUUAAUUACAGCUGUUAAGAAAUGAAUGGAUUAAACCAGAAUCGCGGUAAUUAUAUUUCAUGCUGCCUAAUUUCCUCUAAUGUUUUAUUUUUCAUCAAAAAGUUAAACUACAUAAUGCCUGAAAUUCUCUGAGGAGUUAUCCAAGAUCUCAUAGAAUGUACUCACAAAUUUUUGAAUUUCAGUAUUGCUUAGUUUCUUGUUUAAAAAAUAAAACUCUAAAGAAAGCAGGCAGUCUGAUGUAGUCAAGCUGAUUCCGGUUAAAUUGGUCUAAAUUGGACUAGAUUUCGCAAUUAGGAACCAUAAUUUCUGGCACAUAUGUAAAAACACUUAUGUGAUUAGGGAAACUAAUCGUACAUACGUUGUUUCUAAACCGAGCUGGAAAUUGUAGUUCCUAAUUGCAAAAUGUAGACCAAUAAUGUAGAUUACUGAAGCCUGAGGAUCACAUUGUGCCAUGUCUGAUGACGUGCUGGGUUUGACAUGAUCGAUUUUUUAAUUUUUAGGCCAAUAGUCCAAGAUACGAUCGCAACCCCAAAACAAAAGGGUUCAACAUGGCACCAAACCAUAAAGUAAAGCCCAGAAUUGGCAUUGAUUUUUCGCCCAAUUAGCAUAAUUACCCUGAUCGACUCUUGAUUCAUAUUCGCACUGGCCCUUAUCUGUAUUUUUUAUGUGUAUUUACAUAAUUGAAGCCAGGCAUCUGCAAGUUCAUAUCACUGAAAAUUUCGUGACAAUUUUUUUUUCCAUUUCUUUCUUGAAAGGAGACAUUGUGAAGUUGCUCCAUGUCAGGAUUCUCAUUAUUCAGCUAUUUUCUUUCAAGUUUUUUCAAGGAUCAUGCUCCAGGCAAACAAUAUCCCGUUUUGAAACCAUAUUUACCCCCAACAAAGCCAGACGUGUUUCUUGAAUGAAAGUUAAAAAUCAUAAUCGUAACAAUCAUUCGUCUCAGUUUUCUAACAGAUUGGGACCAUAUACAGCAGAAAAAAAAACUAAACUGCAUCAGUCAUUGUCAAAUUUCAUCGGACGAUUUAUUCCUUUUACCAAAGACUGAAAGUGAAGAUUCUUUUGAAAAUUUCAAGGGAUUUCCUUUGUGAUGUGCAUCAAAUUCCUGAAGAUUAGGAAAAAAUCUAUUCAACUGUUCUUUUGUGAAAGAAUACAUUUUUUGAUGAAAUUUGGCAAUGAAUGAUGUGACUUGGCCUCUCUCUGCAUAACAUAGUCCAUUUAGUCUUGGAAACUAUUUUAAAAUUUUUAGUUUUCAUACAUUUGUUAUGCAAGAUUUUGGGAAAAAGAUAAUUUAUGACUGAAGUUUUGAAUUCCCAUUAUAAAUAUUUCAUGCCCCUCACUUUUAGACGAGUACUCCAUCAUUUGAGUAAUGUUAAUGUUCUCUUAAUUAUGAUUCAGUGGUCUGUUUUAAUAUUUUAAAAGUAAUGAUUCCAGUUUUUACAAAUUUUCCCUUGGACUCUUUGUAAGAUAAUUUUGUUGGCUGCAACCUUUGUGGAAACCUGAUCCCAGGUAUAGUGCUAAACUAUAAGCAUUACUCAUCUGCUGUAACAUUUGGGUCUAUUAGGAUCCCCAACCACCGUGCUUUCUCUUCAGUCAACCCAGCACUUCUGGAAAGAAUCUAAUUUCAAUAGACAGUCGUAGAAUUUAAUUUUAAAAUUUAUCUCACCUAUAAGAAUGCAAAAAUUCGCAACAAAUCUGAGCUAUGUAUUUACAACGUAAUGAUUUUUUUGGCAGCUUUCUCUACUUGGAUGUAAUACUUGAAAACAUGUUACUUCUUGACAAAGCAUGGAACUGCGUGUGUGAGAUUGAGCAAAGUCCAUCAGUCUUAUUUUGUACCGAAUUCAGCAGAAUGGAACGAUGUUUUCAAAAUUGAGAAACUCCUAAGCUUUAAAAGAGACUAAUUACAUGUACAACAAUGAAAUUUCAAAGAUUGUUUUUCUUUGAAAUGAACAAUUUUUUAGUCGAAAAACCAAAAAUAAUCAAUUUCCAACAUUUUUUUUGAAAAAGAUAAAGAUGUAGGUUUUUACAUCACUGUGAUUGAGUUGGUUCCCUUCUGCUACAUGCGACCCCUAUCAUAUGUUAUCAUGAAUCUCAGUAAAGAAAAUCAGACAAGAAUACUUGCUCAACAUUAUCUACACUUAAUAAAUUUUGCACUUCUAUACUAAUUCUGAAGAUGAUGUAUUGUAAGCAUUACCUACAGGCAAGCUCUAACAAAACAAUGCUUUACUUUGUUUACAUUUAAUAAGUAAAAAUUCCUCUUGGUUAAAAUAACUUUUACCGCAUCAAAAUGCUUUUAAGAGAAAGACAUCUCGAUGUAUGGGUCAAACAUUUUUUCUUUAUCCCCACUGUAUGCUCAAAAACUUGCCUCUGAUUAAUUUCUCCUGCAUUCUAUGAAUAAAAAUUGAGGCGAUAUAUCUUAGGCUUUUAGCCUGAUGGAACUCCUGUGCGAUGUAUCGCAUCAAUUGAGUAAAAAAUCUUCAUAGAUUUUGAACUUGAUCAGUGCAAUAGUACGCCCAGUAGUUUGAUCGCGCCAAGAACCCGGACGUAUCACCUUAAGACCUAUCAUAAAUUAAUCUUAUGUUGGUUCAUUGUGAGCACUUGAAUUAUUGUAUAUUUUUGUCGGAAAGUAAAAGCUCAUAGUAAAUGCCUGACAAGAAUAACUUACUGUUUAUUUGAUACAUUUUCAAGAAGUGAUGAAAUUCAUAACUCAUCCACAGUUGAAACUGAAUAACCAGAAACUCUUUUUUUCUCCUCAGAGAAAUUUCCUUGAAUCUUUAAACAUGAUUUUUAUGCUGUUUUUAAAUAAGGAAAAUAAAUAUUCAGUUUAUCGGGAGAGCCUGUCUGUGAUUACCAUGCUCGAAACGUUUUUUUCAGGUCGUUUUUUUAUUUGAACUUGGGAUUCUUUUUAAAUUUUGAUAUUACACCAAAAUUUUAAUUUUUUAUUUUCAAACAGAAUCUGCAAUUAUUAUUUUUGACAAAAAUGUACAAUUUUUCCAUUAUUUUACCAAUAUCAUUAUUUUUUUUUAAAAUAUACAUUUCCAAGUCUGCAUUCCUUGUCUUAUAGGAUGUCCACGCAAUGAACUGACAGGUGAGGGGUGAAGUCAGGAAUUUUCAUUUGUUCCUUGUUCUGUAGAAAUUUGUCGGAAACGUUGGAGAAGGAGGAAAUUAACUGUGAGCAUCCGCCAUUUGAAAAAAUACUGAUCAUUUACACUGUCUUGUUAACUGAAUUAUCAUUACCACAGAAUUUUGGUCAAAAUGCUGAAGAAAAUUUACCAAAACAUGUUUUUUAAUCUUGUGGAACGAAACUCUGAAGAUUGGCAGAGGUGUUAUAGCAUGUCUAGAUGUUCAUUUAUUCUUGGACACAAAUUUUAAGUUAUUCUAUCGAAUUGUGUAUUUUAUCGAUUUCUUAUUGUUAAUUUUUAUCAAUUAUUUAUAUUACUGAUGAACAGUUGGAUGAAUGUAACCCUGUUGUCGGUUCUUUGCCACUAUGUAUGUAAAACGUGUCUAUAGGGGAUUUAGAUUUAAGAAUAAAUUGUUAUUUUACUAUGCACUCA
Messenger RNA from Bemisia tabaci, 5925 nucleotides. RefSeq lists its product as uncharacterized. NCBI's taxonomy places the organism in Eukaryota, Metazoa, Arthropoda, Insecta, Hemiptera, Aleyrodidae. The record is from RefSeq and is a predicted model, not a curated record.